Molecule: messenger RNA, 3106 nt
Organism: Puntigrus tetrazona (Sumatra barb)
Lineage: Eukaryota; Metazoa; Chordata; Actinopteri; Cypriniformes; Cyprinidae
Gene: klhl20
Product: kelch-like family member 20
Exons: 12
Coding region: 162-1937 (591 amino acids)
Molecular function (GO): protein binding
Source: RefSeq, a predicted model, not a curated record
AGGAAACUAAUAUAAAAAAUUAAAAAUAAAAGUUGACGGUGUCCCGUAAACCCAGCGGUUGUCUUGAUAUUAUCUGGCUAAAUCUCGACGACUUAAAAUUCAAUCUGGACCGAUUUAAUGGACAAAUAAGGGGUACCAGUGCACGCCCGGAUACCACAGGAAUGGAUAUCACAAGUCGCUGCACCCUUGGUGACCCCAACAAGCUCCCAGAGGGAGUUCCUCAGCCUGCCAGGAUGCCCUACAUCUCAGACAAGCACCCUCGGCAGACCCUGGAGGUCAUCAACCUGCUCCGCAAGCACCGAGAGCUGUGCGACGUGGUUUUGGUGGUGGGAGCCAAGAAGAUUUAUGCACACCGUGUGAUCUUGUCCGCCUGCAGCCCCUAUUUCAGAGCCAUGUUCACGGGGGAACUGGCAGAGAGCCGACAGACAGAAGUUGUGAUCCGUGAUAUUGAUGAACGAGCCAUGGAGCUGCUCAUCGACUUCGCUUAUACCUCGCAGGUGACUGUGGAGGAGGGAAAUGUGCAGACUCUGCUGCCUGCUGCCUGCUUGUUGCAACUGGCCGAGAUUCAGGAAGCUUGCUGUGAAUUCCUGAAGCGGCAAUUGGACCCCUCGAACUGCUUAGGCAUCAGGGCCUUCGCCGACACUCACUCCUGCAGAGAGCUGCUGCGUAUCGCUGAUAAGUUCACCCAGCAUAACUUUCAGGAGGUGAUGGAGAGUGAAGAGUUCAUGCUGCUGCCAGCCAACCAGCUGAUAGACAUCAUCUCCAGUGAUGAGCUCAAUGUUCGAAGUGAGGAACAGGUGUUUAACGCUGUAAUGGCCUGGGUUAAAUACAGCAUCCAGGAGCGCAGGCCUCAGCUGCCGCAGGUUCUGCAACAUGUGCGUCUUCCCCUUUUGAGCCCCAAGUUUCUGGUUGGGACGGUGGGUUCAGAUCCUCUGAUCAAGAGCGAUGAGGAGUGUAGAGACUUGGUUGAUGAAGCCAAAAACUACCUCCUGCUACCCCAAGAGCGCCCCCUGAUGCAAGGACCUCGAACCCGGCCCAGAAAGCCAAUCCGAUGUGGAGAAGUACUGUUUGCUGUGGGAGGUUGGUGCAGUGGUGACGCUAUCUCAAGCGUUGAGCGCUACGACCCUCAGACCAAUGAGUGGAGGAUGGUGGCGUCCAUGAGCAAACGCCGCUGUGGAGUUGGUGUCAGUGUUCUGGAUGAUCUGUUGUAUGCGGUCGGCGGACACGACGGCUCGUCUUAUCUCAACAGUGUGGAGAGGUAUGAUCCUAAGACUAACCAGUGGAGCAGUGACGUCGCCCCUACGAGCACCUGCAGGACCAGUGUGGGUGUUGCUGUAUUAGGAGGGUAUCUGUAUGCUGUGGGAGGUCAGGAUGGUGUUUCCUGUCUCAACAUUGUAGAAAGGUAUGAUCCGAAAGAGAAUAAGUGGACCCGUGUUGCCUCGAUGAGUACCAGGAGGUUGGGUGUAGCUGUAGCUGUAUUAGGAGGUUUUCUUUACGCAGUAGGAGGUUCAGAUGGAACAUCCCCACUAAACACAGUGGAGCGGUAUAACCCUCAAGAGAACCGCUGGCACACAGUGGCACCCAUGGGUACCCGUCGGAAACACCUGGGCUGUGCAGUAUACCAGGAUAUGAUCUACUCUGUGGGCGGCAGAGACGACACCACGGAACUGAGCAGCGCAGAGCGGUACAAUCCCAGAACCAAUCAGUGGUCACCUGUAGUUGCGAUGACGUCCAGAAGAAGCGGGGUGGGUUUAGCAGUAGUAAACGGCCAGUUGAUGGCAGUUGGAGGAUUUGACGGUACCACAUACUUAAAAACUAUAGAAGUCUAUGAUCCUGAUGCCAACACAUGGAGGCUCUAUGGAGGAAUGAACUACAGGAGGUUGGGAGGUGGCGUCGGUGUAAUAAAAAUGACUCACUGUGAAUCACAUAUAUGGUAACACCUACAGUAUCCAUCUCUCAGAUGCCUCACCAUAGCUCGUGCCUCAUAGAGACAUUGUACAUCAUGCAAGAGGAAAAAACAAAACAAAACUGAGUAUUGUCUCCAGUUACUGAGAUGGCAAACGUACCAUCUCCUGAAGCUGCUCUGAGGAGACUCACCUGGCCAUAGAGCAUCACUCCAUUUCGUUUUUACAUUUGGUCGUACUUGAGAAUAGCCAAAGGCAAUGUUUUGAAGAGAGAAGCAGCAGCCGGAAAAAGCAUCAAGCCAGAGCGUAUGUUUUUCUGGAAGGAACCAGCCUUCCGCCGGUCUAUUUGACUGCAUUGAAGAAUAACUACAGUAACCUGAAACGCACGUCGCUAGGGAUUGGUGUGAAUGACGCUCGUUCUUGGAAGCAGAUGUUUCCCUGAAUAAUGUUCUAGUCUGAAUUGGAUGCACUGUGAUAUCUUUACUAUUUCUUUAAGUUUAGGUUUUAAUGAGUUCUACACUGAGCAUUAACUGUUCCUCUGCAUUUUACCAGAUGUAAGAAGAUUUGUUCUCUCUUCUUUCUGUUUCUUUGGUGUGCUGAAAAUGCAGUCCCUCCUGAAACAUUGCAAUCUAAUGAAGGCUGUAAAAGAAGAAAAAUAAGUUAUUUUUGAAGCAGUCAAAAACAGGUUUGAUGUAUUAUCAAUUUGUUUACUUUUAUACAACCGAAUGCAUCAUUGAACCAGUCCAUGCACUUUAAUCCACUAAGAGUUUUUCUAUUAAAGUUUGUUUUUUUUUUUUUUUUUUUUAAAGAUUGUUGGAUGUAUUGUUUUAUGCAAGUAUAAGGACCCAAGGUAAAAAAAAAAAAAAAAAAAAGAAAAAAAAAAAAAAAAAAAGAUUUCAUAAUCUGACAUUUUUAGAACAAACAGGUUUGCAGUAGUAGCCUGCACGUAUGCUCAAAAAACUUAAUGUAUAGCUUGUUACUGAAUAUGAGAUGAAUCUCUUUGAAUUGUUACAACUGCCCUUUUUUUUCUUUUUUAAAUCAACACUUGUUUUCCCACAGGACAGUUAUGUGUUCUAAUCUUGGUGUUGAAAUACGGUUACAUAAAGUAUAUCUUCCAUGAUCUUAUUUAAUUUUAAAGAUGUACAACUGUCUAUACAUUUCAGAUCUUUGAAAGUGGAAAUAAAAUAUCCAAAGCAAAAUAA